GUCUGCAACUGAUAUAUCCCGUGGAAAGCGGAAUCUUACAGAGAGUGGAACCAGUACCUGUAAAUGAAACAUCCUUUAUUCAGUUACGACUACCGGUUUCGGAGUAACUGUCACCAUCAUCAGUCUUACAACAAAAACAGCAACGAUUGAAAACUCAUUAUAUCGCAAACGAUCAUUAGAAAACAGUAAUGUUAUACAAAAGGUUAUAUAAAACUCAAUGUAGUACAAGCAUUAGAAAAAAACUAAAAGAAACAAAUACCUCCAACAUGAAGGCAUGUACAAACACAUACUAAGAAUUUAAAAACAGCAUCUCCGUGGACCUCUCGUUGUUACCAAGGGAAGGUUUCAAUUUUUAAGUGGACAGGCUUUUCACUACUGCCAGCUCGAUGGGAACCACUAGACUAGAAAGAAUGGAAAAUGAGACUCGCCAUAAACGGUGAUCACUAUCUUCUGCAUGAUCCCGUAUGGCACUGAAUGGGGCUUUCGCCAAAAGCCUGUUUGUUCCAACAGGAUGUUCUAGGCGUUCAAACCAUCGUGCACGUAUUUUGCGCUUCGUUAUUUUUAUGUGAAUUGCUUUACAGCAAUUACACUCUUAACUAUACCUAACAUGCAAUAAUUUAUAAUUCUGGGGUACGAUGUCUUCUUACUUAAACAAGCUACCAAUGUUGUACUUAGGUCUAAAUACUACUCUGACAUUAAGUGAUGAAAUUCUCUUAAAAGUUUUAAACUAUUUUCAAUGGAAAAACUUUAUUACCAUAGAAAAGCAUAGUAAAAUAUAGCACCGCUUCAUUGGAAUUUGAAAUAAAAACUUUCGGGAGCAAUAACUUUUCUAGCUUUUUGCUAACAUAUGAUUUUACAAAAGCAAUAUUAAAAUCGUUUUUCUGAAGCAUUUCUCUCAUAAGCUGAAAUUCUGGAUGAAGACUCAAAUAACUUUAACAAAUAUUAAAGGCCCGGCUUAACGAGUGUCGAGACUAAAUCACGUUUAUAAACUAAAGGGAUGAAUGAGGAAAGUUUAAUUGCUAGUCCUAUACAUGUCAGUUUCUUGUACACUCAUGUCGAAAAAGUGAUAUUUUGUUUACUUACAAGCACGUCAAAUUAUUGUUUUCUACUUUUGAAGUACGUAAAUUCAAUAUUUUAGCGCUCUGAGUUAAAAUAAUCAAGAAGCGGGGGUGCAUGUUCCUCAGAUCUAAAUAUCAGAAAUGUAUCGUCUACAUUAUCGUCGGUAGAACAGUGGUUUAAAGGAAUCUGGACAGUUAUCUAGUCAAACAACUUCGUGACGAGAUAAAAAGGCAUUGGCCGGUGAGGACUGGAAUCAGACGAGGAGAAAGCUCUAACUAACUUCAUUGAAUGUUGUUUGAGAUUAAGCUGGCCUUAUGCCAGCACGGGCUCUUUCUCACAGAGACGGCUGUAUAUGAAGCAUCAGUGCGGACGGAAACGUAGUGUCCGUCUCGCACGCACAUACAAAAAGGGACAGCGCCCCCACUGCGAUUGUUUCUCACAGCUGAAAACCUACAUAUAUCUUCGUGUAGAGAGUACAUUUUUACAUCAUAUAUAUAAUUGGCGGAUUGUCCGUGAAAUGCUCUACAUUUUAGUAUAUGGUAUAAAGUAUGUACAGAGGGCGGACGGACAUUUGGAGAAGUAGAACCGAGUGUUUAGACCGUUGCUACACAAUCUUUUUGUUUAUAUACAUUUGUGUUAAACAAAAUAACAUUCAGACGCAGCUAAUACGUAUAAGUAAUUUGUGCAACUGUUGUUUAUUAAAAUUUUGUAUACCGUUGGAGUCGUUAAACAAGUUGUUGAUGCAUAUAUCAAUAGUUAGUAUUAGAAAAUAUUUAAUAUCGAAACAGUUACUUAGUCCUAGAUCGCAAAUUUCUUUAGCAAAAGUAAACGAAUCUGUAGUUGCAAACUGAUUACAUGUUACAGGAGCUAAAAUAGGAACAAGAAACUUACGACAAACGAUAAUUAAAAGUACUUAUAGCCGACAUGAUUGGUUCGAGUGGUACACCCCCCAUUUGCGUACCUUAGGCCUGUCCACACGAGCGGGCCUGAUCGGCGUGCUCCGGGGUUGACGGGCAAGUUCUGGGUGGCGGGCUCACCCGUGAAUGUUGUCCACACGGGUGAGGCGAUGGAGAGGUGGGCGUGCCCGACGACGCCAGUAGUGUGUUCAGUGCGGUACGAUAAACAUGGUGCCUACCGCAAAGAAGAAGAUAUUGUGUAACAUGAUAAUUGCUUUGUGUGUGAUGAAAAAGAAGAGAACAUGGUGCAAAGAAUGGCUCAGUAAAAGAAAUGUAUAUGGUUAACGUACGUCUGCCAGAGGGGAGGUCCGCCGAUCAGGCCCGGUCGUGUGGACAGGCCUUUAGGGAGACCAUAGAGCACUCCAGGUUUAGAUCCAGAUGUGAAGAUAUCGUUAUAAGCUGUAGUAUGUCAAUCCAGAACACACUCAGACGUCAACUUUAAGAACCUGUUAAUACUUUUCUUCUUAUUCAGUAACUUUAAAAGUAAAGGUCGUCCUUAACUAAUUCGAAUUUAGUGCGAUCCUCAAGAAUGAAUUACUACAUCUUACUUAUUCAUCUUUAUUUAAAAUAAACCACCCCGUUGCCUUAUUGAGUCUCGUUAUCAUCAUAGAUUUAACUGUGGAUAAGGUUAAUAAUUCGGAAUACUCUUCCUAUAAUUAUAAGAGGUACUGUGAAUCAAAUAUGAGCAGCAUAAUAUGUAGUACAUAUGCUGCUCAUAAUAUGAUUUUCAUGAAUAGUCAGAAACUAUUUUAAUGUUUCAAAAGUACAAAAAUGUUCAUUAAAAUCAAGUUUGCCAUCUAGAAAGUAUUCUCCCCUCUUCGAAAAUAUUAGUGCUAGUUAACGUCUAGCGUUUUUAUCGGCAGUUCAUUGAUCAUGUGCUCAAAGACUUUUAGUACCAUACGUAAUAUUACUAAAGCAAGCGAGGACCUGACUUUUACUGAUCCGUGAAGUGAGUUUUAGUGCCAAAGAAAAAUCCGCUUUCUGAAGGCGCUUCAGAAUCACUGAGAACGAAAAAUUGCCUCUGGACGCUGAGUUUGUCUUCAGCCUCAGGAACGCUAAAGUGUUAUAAAGCCAAGUCUGUUUUCAUCUGAACACUUCUUCCCAACGCAAUGAUUGAAGGAAAGUCAUCAGAGCAACGGUCAGAAGAAUGGAAUCAGCCCGCCUAUGGGACGCAGAUUUUCGCUGCCUUUGCAGCUUCGUUGGCAGGAGCAUCGGUUGGAGCGUCUUUUGGUUACACAUCUCCAGCUGGUCCUAGGCUCAAGAAUCCGAUUAGUGAGGCAGAUGGCAAACUGCAACUAGAUGCAAUCGAGUUGAACAUCUUUGGUUCUUGCCUUACUCUGGCUGCAGCGCUUGGAGCUUUGCUUUGUGGCUACUGCAUGAGCAGAUGGGGCAGGAGAGUCACGUUGCUUGGGGCAGCGGCAGUGAGCAUCAUUGGAUGGCUUCCUAUAGCUUUCGGGACGGGUUUUCCUCUCUUGAUGUUUGGGCGAAUCCUUAACGGCAUUGGAACCGGGGCAGUGACUGUAGUUGGACCAGCUUACAUCGGGGAAAUUGCAUCGCCCAGUAUCAGGGGAUCACUUGGAGCCUGGUUUCCAGUGAUGAUUACUAUAGGCAAUAUAUUCGUCUUUGGACUGGGAUCCGUCAUUUUCAGCUGGCGAGGCCUGGCAGCUGUUUCUGCCACCCCUGCUAUACUGUGCUUUAUCUUCAUGUUUUUCAAUAAGGAGUCUCCCCAGUUCUUAGUCAUGAAGGCCAGGCACCAGGAGGCAAGAGAUGCACUUCAGUACUUCAGAGGCAAAGAUCAUGACAUCAGUGAAGAGUUUGCCAGCAUGCAAGCGUUCGUAGACGACUUGAAUCAAAAGGGCGGGAGCUUUCGUGACCUCUUGCUGUCUCACAAUAUGAAGCCAGCAGCUAUUUGUUGUACCGUCCUUUUAUUCUGUCAAUUAUCUGGAAUGACUCCUAUGAUACUUAAUCUCUGGACUGUAUUUGAGGAAGCAUCGACCGGGAUCCAGGAAGACUUCUCGACCAUCAUCAUCGGGGUGGUGGAACUGGUCUUUACUCUGGUGUCAGUAGGCCUCGUUGACAAGGUCGGUCGAAAGCUGCUGUUGGUGGUGUCCAGUACUGUCAUGUGCCUGUCUCUAGCCGUUCUGGGCGCCUACUUCUACCUCGCUCAGCAGAGCCAAGAAUGGGCUCGGGAAACUCUAGGAUUGCUUCCGCUGACAGCUCUUAUCCUGUACUUUGCAGCCCUGAAUGCAGGAUUCUUCCCAGUUCAAUACAUUCUGAUAGGUGAGCUUAUGACUCCAGAGGUGAAAGGAGUAUUUGGCAGUAUAUCGAUUAUGGUGAGCUCGAUUUCAGCCUUUGUGGUUUCUGUGUCAUUUGAGCCGAUGCAGAAUGCAAUUGGGAGCUACGGAACAAAUUGGUUCUACGCCUCUAUGUGCCUACUGGCUCUCCUCUUCUCUGUCAUCGUCGUGCCAGAAACAAAAGGAAGAACAAUGCAAGAGAUAGCAAGUCAUUUUGGCAAUCCCUCGGCUCUUUCUUCUAGGAAUACUGGUGCUACUCAGAGCUGAAUUUGUUACAUCCAGAUGUCUAUGAAGAUUAUAUUUAUUGAUAAUAAAUA
Molecule: messenger RNA, 4626 nt
Organism: Macrobrachium nipponense
Lineage: Eukaryota; Metazoa; Arthropoda; Malacostraca; Decapoda; Palaemonidae
Product: facilitated trehalose transporter Tret1-like
Exons: 9
Coding region: 3125-4576 (483 amino acids)
Biological process (GO): transmembrane transport
Cellular component (GO): membrane
Molecular function (GO): transmembrane transporter activity
Source: RefSeq, a predicted model, not a curated record